AUGAAUGACCAGAGCUCCAUUGAUACAAGAGAUCAUGUUAUCAAGGAUGAUCUCAUUACUACCAGUGUUGUAGAUACAAUCAGCAACGAAGGAAAUGAUUUUGAGGGGGGGAGCUGUCAGGAAAAUGAGGAUGAAGAGAGCGAUGUUGACAACGAUGGAGAGAUAGAGCAAGAAGAAGGCGGCAGUGAACCUGCUAAAACAUACAAGCGAAUUCUUCUACAACGAUUCACCGUGUACAAUUCAGCUUCCACAAUGUACAUUGUUGGUUCCAAUGCUAAAGAAUCACUAUAUCGAAUCUUGGAAAUAGCAAAAGAUGUAGAAGAUGAACAACUGCUAUCCAUUAUCGAAGACAAGAGCUAUUUUUACACACGCAAAGAUAUGAUUGAGCUACUCAAUGGAUUGAAUGAUUCAGUAGAAGGUGGACUACACAAACUAGCUCAUGGGUAUGGGUUGCUUGGGCUAGUUAGGUUUACCAGGGGUUAUUACUUGAACUUGAUUACCAAGUGCUCACAAGUUGCGAUCCUUGGUGGUCAUUUCAUCUACCAUAUUGAUGAAACCAAAUUGAUUCCAUUGGGGACUAACUAUAAACGACCGGAAAAGUAUAGCGAUGAGGAAAAAUUGCUUUCACUAUUUCGAUAUAUGGAUCUAAGCAAGACUUUUUAUUUCAGUUACAAUUAUGAUAUAACCAAUUCAAUGCAAACCAAUUUUAUGCGUCACAAGUUGUUUAAUUGUCGUGAUGAAAGAGCCAAGCUACAGAACAGAUUGUAUGCGAAUUUUGACUACAAUGAACGCUUUGUAUGGAAUAGUUUGUUGUUAAAGCCAAUUUUGGAAAGUGAAGAUGUUGCUACAUUUGAAUGGUUUCAACCUAUAGUCCAUGGAUUCAUCGAUCAAGCAAAUAUCUCUAUUUAUGGCAGAAAAUUUUACAUCACCAUUAUAGCACGCCGAUCACAUCAUUUUGCUGGUGCUCGGUUUUUAAAACGAGGCAUCAAUGAUAAGGGCAAUGUUGCUAAUGAAAUCGAAACGGAGCAAAUUGUUAGUGAUAUGUUGACUUCAAGUUUCCAUGAUCCUAAAUUUGGAAUGUAUAGUAAUCCGCGGUACACCAGCUUUGUUCAACAUCGAGGAUCGAUCCCAUUGUAUUGGACUCAAGACAUGAACAAGUUGCCAAAGCCACCAAUACAAAUAAAUUUAUCUGAUCCAUUUUAUCAAAGUGCCGCACUUCAUUUUGAUAAUUUGUUUUAUCGAUACGGAUCACCCAUAAUCAUAUUAAACUUGAUUAAGCAAAAGGAAAAACAACCGCGAGAACUGAGAUUGAACAUUCAGUAUAUCAAUUGUAUCAAUUACCUUAAUCAGUUUCUCCCAGAGGCAAACAAGCUUCAUUACCGAUCAUUUGAUAUGUCAAAAAACUCCAAAAAGAAUAUGGAUGUGAUUACCCCCUUGCAAAAUAUCGCACAUGAAGCGAUUAAUCAAAUUGGAAUUUUCCACAAUGGCACCACAAUCAACAAUACCCAAUUACAAAAGGGUAUCAUUCGAACGAAUUGUAUCGAUUGUUUAGAUCGAACAAAUGCGGCACAAUUUAUUAUAUGUAAGGAAGCUCUAACCAAGCAAUUGAGGAGUUUGGAGUUGAUUUCAGAGGGCAAGACUUUGGAUUAUGAAUCGGAUUUGAUUAACAUCUUGACUGAAAUUUUCCAUGACCAUGGAGAUACAAUCGCCAUACAAUACGGUGGGUCAAAUUUGGUCAAUACAAUGGAUUCAUAUCGACGAAUCAAUCAAUGGUCGUCUCAUACAAGAGAUAUGCUAAACAGUAUUAAACGAAUGUACUCAAACUCAUUUAUGGAUUCAAUUCGUCAAGAAGCAAUCAACUUGUUUUUGGGAAAUUAUGAGUACUCACCUGAUAGACCGAAAUUGUGGGAAUUGAGUAAUGAUUUUGUGUUACAUUUUGAUUUUGAUUUGGAGAUGAAACCGAAAAGGAGCUAUACCCAUUGGUUCAAUGAUGCUAACUUGAAAGAUGAUCGAUUUAUGAUUAAGAAUAAGGGUGAAACGGGCGAUGACUUGAACAAGAUGAACGGCCAUCACCCAUUGGUGUCAAAUGAUAAAUGGUAUAAUGAAUGCUAUGUGCCAAGAAAGUAUCAAUCAUUCACAGAAUUAUUUCAGUUUAACAUGAAUUCUAAUUCUCGAUAUUUCCCGCUGUUGCUGCUGUUGCAACAAGUACAGCCACAGAAUACACAAAAGCAACUGAAGAAUGGCGCGCGUCUGAGGCAGCACCUGAAGCUGCAACUGCAACUGCAAUUUCAACUGCAUUUGAUGCUGCUGGUGGCGGUGGUGGCUACUGAAGACCCAUUGAUUCGGUUCGAUUAUAGUCCGUUUGAAAGUCGUAAAUUCAAGCAUUCAGAUAAAGCUGUUGGUGGGGAAGAAAUUUCAUACUUGGAACAUCAAUUGAAUAAAUGUGAAAAUGAUGCAACAGAUUGUGGUGCUUCAGAAAGUGAUGGUAAAAGAGUGACUCGAAGUUCGAGUGGGAGAUACAAUCCGAAAAACAUCAAGACGUUUCUAGCUUCAAAAAUUACAGCCAGGCAUAAUGCUAAAAAGAGGAAUGAGAAACAGAGUAGCAGUGCCGAUAUGCACAGGGUGAAUGUGUCUACUGAUGGCGGUCGAGAUUCUGAAGACAAUGAAGGAGACGAUGAAAAGACCCUAUAUUCUGUGAAUCAGCCAAUUAUUGACAAAGCAGAUGCUAAAUUGUACCAGUCACAAUUUGAUCUAUCCCACUUGAUGAAAUCAAACUACAAUUAUGCCAGUUAUUGUUCGUAUAAAUCGACUCGAUUGAAACCACUGUUUCAAGAUCAAGAGAUUUAUAAAGCAUCAUGCCUUGAUCGUGAAUUGCACUGUCUGGCCAGUGAAGCAUCGCGAAGCCCGUUUGUUGAUAUGGUCAAUACGCAAGAUUUAAAAAUUUAUUUACAGUAUAUCAAUGAUGAAGAAAAGUUGUUAGAGUUGGGUACAGAUCAUAAUUAUAUAUGA
Lodderomyces parapsilosis is the source of this 3009-nucleotide messenger RNA. Its product is annotated as phosphatidylinositol-3,5-bisphosphate 5-phosphatase. Gene Ontology annotation, cellular component: intracellular membrane-bounded organelle. Gene Ontology annotation, molecular function: phosphatidylinositol-3,5-bisphosphate 5-phosphatase activity. The record is from RefSeq and is a predicted model, not a curated record. The transcript has a single exon. The coding region runs from base 1 to 3009 and encodes 1002 amino acids. Lineage: Eukaryota; Fungi; Ascomycota; Pichiomycetes; Serinales; Debaryomycetaceae. Gene Ontology annotation, biological process: phosphatidylinositol dephosphorylation.